GUGUUGCAGGCACUAGUGGGUGACAAGGCCAACACAUUAGAGGGGUGGAGGAACCUAGAGUAGGAAAGGGGAAUGGAAUACAGAGGAACUCCCAUGGCCCUGCUUUCCUGCCACAAGUGGGCAUGACUCGCACCACCUGUCCUCCCCCAUUCACUCAGCGGCCUGGGGUGAAAGCUGCUGACUCAUUCUCACAGCAGCACUGGAGCCCCCAGGGUACUAUUGGCAGAGACUAGCAUGUGGCCAGGGCUCUGUCCUUAGCAGGGGGCCCUGCAUCAAUCCUGUGGGGCUGGGACCCUCUAAUCUUUCACCUGAGAGCAGGGUCUGGAUUUAACCCUCAAGCUUUCCCAUAGAGGCACAAUCAGUCAGGGCAGCGAUUGCAGGAGACCCUACAACAACAACCCAGCAUCUAUAACCACAAGGCUUGCAGGCCAUUCUGUAGCUGGCUUCUACCAAUAACAAACCGGUGUGGACAUGAGGCUGCUUGGGUAACAGGGACUAGUGGAGAGGGGCUCAGCUUGUGUCAGCCAAGCGCAUUGCACACACCAGGGGUUCUUUGCCCUCCGUUCCCCCCACAGCUCCCUGUGUGCCCCCCUCAGGAUGCCUUCCAAGGGUGCCAGGGCUGCAAGGUACCUCACUGCCACCUGCCCUUCACCUGAGAGGGGUCUUGUCUAUGCCUGUCAUGAAGCAGCCCCCCCCCCCCCAUCUCUGGCAACACAAGCCCGGCCUUCCAGUCUGCCCUCAGCACACACUGACCUCCAGCUCCUACACCUGUUGCCCUGGAGUGCCUAGCCCCUGACCCACUGGGUACACUCAGCUUUGCCAUGCCUGCAAGAGCCGCACACAGCAACUUCCAAGAAUCACCUCCGGCUCCCUGCUCCGCUGAACAUCCAGCAGUUAGCCAGUCAGUCAGAGUGAAAACAAGCCACCUUUAUUAGCAGAGGGGAGAGACUCAAAUGAGGGACAGGAAGAAUAUUGGAAACAAUCUUGGUUACAGGGAAAACAAAAUCAUUGCAUGCCUAGACUUAACUCACAAGACGUUGCCCCAAGUCCUUUUCCCAGCCUUUUCAGCCAGCAUGGCUGAGAUCCCCCUUUCAUAAGCUCAAGCCUGCUGGCAGCCAGUCUUCACAGAUUGUGGCAUACCAGGGCAUCUUGCUGCACCCCCAGAAAUACCAGACUGAACCCCCAUUUCCCUCUUACUGUUAAUUUCCUGAAGACUCCACAAGCUCUUCACUGGACUCGGUGCAUUGGCAGACUUCUCCUGGGACACACACAAUGGCCCACCAGGGAGAUAGGUGCCUCCCACACAGCUUUUGAGUGCUCUGCCUUUAACUACAAGGUCUAGAGAACACAAUUUUCAGCAUAGCCACAACUCCUCACGUUUUCCAUACAUCCAUCUCACAAUUAUUUUGGCUACCAAUGUGACACAGGCUUCUAGUAGAGACCUUGCGUGACCUUUUUGGUGAAUUCUGGGGAUCCCUGUGCCCCUAUGUAUCACUGUGCCCUCUGCCAGUUGGCAUUGAGAGGUCUUUGGGUCACAACCCUCUAUUUUGAGGACUCAUGGUGACUCCCCCCCACCCCUCUCCCCAUACCAAGUGCUCUGGGUGCCCCCCUUUUCCUUUCCUCCAGGCCAGAAUAUGUGCAUGCUCUCCAUUCUCCUCUCCCCUAUGCCAGGGAUUCUGUGUGCCUUCCACUUCCCACAAACCAGGGCCUUUAUGUACCCUCUUUGCUCCUCCCACCAUACCAGGCUUCACCAUUUCCUCCUAUGCCAGGAACUCUUUGUAUCCCCACACACCAAGGUCAUAUAGAUUGGCCACCUGACUAGCUCCACUCUCCUUCCUCAGUCAAUCUAGAACUAGCCUAGUGGCUCUCAUCUAUAUAUAAAGCUCUCAGCCCCACCCUCCCAGGUAAAUCCUGCCUAUGGGUGGGACUUAAUCUAGAAAUACACCACCCUCCAUCUUGAAUCCUUUUAGCUACCCAUCAAACAGCUUUUGGUUCAGAGAAGCAGGUGCCUCUCCCUCCCUCCCCUUUAUGGUGUCCAAUUAAAUCUUAAAACAACUCAGGCAAACACGCAGCAGCCUCUCAAGAGGAACUGGAGGCCCAUGUUCUCACGGGGCCCAGCUGGGACUGAUAAGCUGGGACCUUCCAGCCCCUGGGAAACUCCUGCCUGCGAUGUGUGUGACAGGACUCCCAGCAACGAUGUCCUUCUCCGGCACCAAUCUCAAGCUGGAGCGGCUAGAGGAGCAGCAGUUGGAGGGCCCCACCUACCAGCUAAGCCAACCUAGGGGCUGCGGUGACAUGGUGGGCCCUUACCCUGACAGUGCUCUCAUUUCCCAAUGGCUGCGCAGGAGUGUGAAGGCCAAGCUGGCAGAGGCCUGUGACUUGGGCGAGUCUUCCCAGGGAGACGGGGAGGUCCCGGCGAAGAGGCGUCUGGAUCCAGAAGGUGCCAAGGACUUUGCCUGGGCCAAGCGGGCCCGGGUAGAGAACAUUGUGUGCAGCAUCAGCAGCUCGUACCGUGAUGGGGACCUGGAAGAAGGGGGCGCCGGGUACGGCCGCUCCCGCCGGGCCCAGGAGCGGAGCCAGCUCAAGCAGCAGCUGGAGAAGAUGCGUGAGCAAGUGUUCCAGCUGCAGGAGAAACUGUGCCAGAUCUACAGCGGGGUGGCCCGAGAGGAAGGAAGCAAUGUGGGGGCAGCCUGGUCCCAGGAGCCAGGCAGAGUUGGAGCCAGCACCCGGCGUCCUGGGGGAGGGAAUAGGCACCCUGGCACCCUGGCUGAGGCCCUGAAGGAGGAGCUUGGGGCAGCCAUGACCCAGGUGGUGGACACAGUCGUGCAGGUGUUUGCCCGCCAACAACCCCCACCGGAGGAGCCCCCCUGCAGUUACCCAAGUGACCAGACAGAGGCACUGCCCCUAGUGGUGAGGAAGAGCCUGCCCCGUGCUCCCCCUGAGCUGGUGGCUGGCACCUUCCCCCAGCCCAUGGCUGUGCCCCCAUACCUGUCGGCCUUCAAGGACAGAGCAGCGGGAGAGGCCUACUGGGAGGGUGUGAGCCUGCGCACCAAGCUGUCCUCACGCCACCUGCUGCAGCCGCACUGUGCCCUCUUCCAGCUGGCAGGGCCGACUGACCGCCAGCUCCCCAAGAGCCAGGCCACAGAGACGCACCAUGGCCUGGAGCCAGCCCUCUACAAGCCCUCAUCCCAGGAGGGCCUCACCCCUGGGCACUUGAAGAAGGCCAAGCUGAUGUUCUUCUACACUCGCUAUCCCAGCUCCGGGACACUCAAGACCUAUUUUUCCGAUGUCAAGUUCAAUCGCUGCAUCACAUCCCAGCUCAUCAAGUGGUUCAGCAACUUCCGGGAGUUCUUCUACAUCCAGAUGGAGAAGUUCUCACGCCAGGCAUUGAGCGAUGGGGUGCUCAGUGCUGAGACGCUGACUGUCACCCGGGACUCGGAGCUGGCACGUGUCCUCAACCAGCACUACAACAAAGCCAAUGACUACGAGAUCCCCAGCAAGUUCCUGGAGGUCUCCCAGAUCACCCUGCGUGAGUUCUUUAGUGCCAUCUCCCAGGGCUGUGAUGCUGACCCCUCCUGGAAGAAAUCCAUCUACAAGGUUAUCUGCAAAUUGGAGUGCGACAUCCCCGAUGCCUUCAAAUCCCCCCACAGCCUGCCGGACACUGUGCAUGAGUGACUGGGGGAGGGGUGCUCCAGAGUUGGGGUCCUUGGCGGGGGGCAGGGGAGGAGGGCUCUGGUAAUUUAUUUCUGAUGUGAUCCACUAUGUCGCUAAGUUGCUGGCUGAGGUAGCGGUGGCCUUGACACCACCCAUGUUUCAAAAUUAUCCUCCCCACACAUAUCAGAGGUGGUUUCAUUGGGAGAGUGUGGGGAGUGCAGGCCAGGGAGGGAUCCCAGCAGUGGGAGAGGCAGGCAGCGUGGGGAGCACAGGAAAGGAUGGGGGAGGGAUCCCAGCAGUAGGGGAGGGAGGUGGCAGCAUGGGAGGUGCAGCGUGGUGGCGGCAGGCUUGUGGGAGCCCAGGCGGGGGAUGGGGAUGGAGGAGGGAUUCCAGCAAUUUGGGGGGGAGGUGGUGUGGGGAGUACAGGCUGCGGGUGGGGCCAGAAGAGAGAUCUCAGCAGUGUGGGGUGGGGCGUGGAGCCCGGGAGGGAUCCCAGCAGUGAGGGAGGCAGGUGGCAUCAGGAGCACAGACCAGGUGCGGGUGAAAGUUUCUUCUUGGGGUGGGAUCUACAGCUCGGAACAGUACCCACAUGGGGCCCAUCCACAGCCUAAGUAGCAGGCAGGGCCAGCUUUAGGAAGUGCGGGGCCCAGUUCAAACAGUUUCGACAGGGCCCCGGCAGGGAAGACAAA
Messenger RNA from Mauremys mutica (yellowpond turtle), 4343 nucleotides. RefSeq names its product prospero homeobox protein 1-like. Gene Ontology annotation, cellular component: nucleus. The transcript has 6 exons. Gene Ontology annotation, biological process: regulation of transcription by RNA polymerase II. Gene Ontology annotation, molecular function: DNA-binding transcription factor activity, RNA polymerase II-specific; RNA polymerase II cis-regulatory region sequence-specific DNA binding. Lineage: Eukaryota; Metazoa; Chordata; Testudines; Geoemydidae. The coding region runs from base 2170 to 3675 and encodes 501 amino acids. The record is from RefSeq and is a predicted model, not a curated record.